Aspergillus nomiae NRRL 13137 is the source of this 554-nucleotide messenger RNA. RefSeq lists its product as uncharacterized. The record is from RefSeq and is a predicted model, not a curated record. NCBI's taxonomy places the organism in Eukaryota, Fungi, Ascomycota, Eurotiomycetes, Eurotiales, Aspergillaceae. Bases 1 to 387 code for a protein of 128 amino acids. The transcript has 2 exons.
AUGGUGGUCCCAAUCACGAAGAAGUGGGAAUCAACUAGAGCCCGGAUUCAAGUGGUUCAACAUGACAAGGUUAUACAAUUGAUAGCGUUCUUGAAUGACUUCCACCAUGGAAAGUGCAUGAACUUUGUACUCAAAGGCACCGAUGUAUACGAAAACUUCACCCGCUCGGGCAAGUUUUGCAUUAAGCUGUGUGAUGCCAAGUUUGCGCUACCAAAAACCGGCGAUGAUCCCAUGUCUAGUUUCAUCUGCUUGGACAUGCCCGAUUUCCCUAGCGAGAAUGAUGAUAUUUCGAUUGGCUUCGAUUCUGAAGCUGACCGAGCCAAUCUGCAUGCUGCUCUUCCAGGAUCGUCUCGGGAAGCAUCUCGAAUGAGUUCUCUUCGGCGGUAAACCCGCGUCUACCAAAUGACACUGUAUCUAUGUGGCCACCAUUGAUGACUUGUAUAUACCAUGAUAUGAAUAUUACGCAAUUGAACGGCGGACCCACGUGUCACGUGUCACCCCUCUCUUCCGGUCUUUCCCCCACUUCUUUCAAGAACCUGGCGUUGAAUCCGCUG